Messenger RNA from Aspergillus thermomutatus, 1164 nucleotides. RefSeq lists its product as uncharacterized. The transcript has 2 exons. The record is from RefSeq and is a predicted model, not a curated record. Lineage: Eukaryota; Fungi; Ascomycota; Eurotiomycetes; Eurotiales; Aspergillaceae. Bases 1 to 1164 code for a protein of 387 amino acids.
AUGGCUCAAGCAUCUCAUCCUCCAGAAACCCUUCGCUCCCAGGCGAACAAGGAAACUCACCAUAAAGAAAACAACACCAACACAGAGGACAAUGAUAACACCAUCUCUGAAAAUACCUCUCCCAAAAGCUUCGCUCUUGAACAAGUUUACUCUGAAAAGACCGCAGUAGUUAUACUCAAUCCACGAAAAUGCUCCAACAUCCUGGACAGUCACUUGGACGACAUUAGAGUCCCAAUCUUGCAGCCUAAGACACCUCAGAGGCGGAUGCACCUCGCUGUCACCAAUCCAAACCAAUUGAGAACAGUGUCACUCCAACUUACUGACUCUGAUGGUCUGCUUGAUGCUGGCCUAGAAGACCUGAUGAUUCCGGUGUUGGAGCCUGAGCGAAAACCUCUUAUCGUCGCUCGUGUACGCAAGAACUCCGAUGCAACGAAGCCUUGGCGACUAGGGAUGGCUACCGUUCCCUGGGAUGGCAAUAUUCGCUGGGCCAUAAAGGGAUGUAGUAUAUUUGAGAAUCAGCAAGAUGAGGCCGAUGCCUUCUCUUAUCGCCCGAACCUUCUUUCUCGGCAACCCGUCUCGGAUCUCUGGAUUUUCCAGUACGGUCUCCGAUAUAUUCCUGCUGGAGGGGAGUCAAAUGUGUUUCGCACUGUCCGGGUGGAGAAGCUCGCGUCAAACGUGACUCUGAGCCAGGUACUGCCAUUUGUUCCGGGGGAGAUCUACUCGGCUUCUCUCUGCAACACAAGCCCUAUCACGGGGUAUAACACUGUGAUUGUUGUGUUUGUGCUCGAGGGGGAUGCACUAGACUUUGUUCAGAGAUCAAAGGAAGGACUUUCUUUGGGCUUCUGCGUGGCCAGCGUUGGUCUCGUUCACACUCCAACUUACCCCAUGACGUCCGAGAUGAACCAGCUCAUCUUUCAGAAGGGGUAUACCCGGUGCUUGGUCAUCAGCAACCAUCGGAGGUCAUUGAGGGAUGAGAUUUACCGCGUACUGAAGCGGUCUGCCUACUACAACUAUAUUGAGAGCGUGGAGGAAGGACAGGUGGUGGGUGAUAUCUAUGUCCGUUUCUAUUCAGUCAAGAUGGCCGCAGCCGCGUAUGAUCUUUUUCAAGGUCAUCCGAGCUUUGAAAGAUGCAGCAUUAAAUUUCUCAGAAAGGCCACUGAGUAA